CAGGGACCUGAGUUUUUUCUCUGUAGAUUUGAAUCCUCAUCUACCAAUCUCAAGCGCAGCGACAAUGUCCGGCAGAGGCAAGGGAGGAAAGGGCCUUGGAAAAGGAGGAGCGAAGAGGCACCGGAAGGUUCUGAGAGAUAACAUUCAAGGAAUCACGAAGCCGGCAAUUCGGCGUCUGGCCAGGCGAGGCGGCGUAAAGCGUAUCAGCGGCCUGAUCUACGAGGAGACUCGCGGCGUUCUCAAGAUCUUCCUCGAGAAUGUCAUUCGUGAUGCCGUCACCUACACCGAGCACGCUCGCCGGAAGACCGUCACCGCCAUGGAUGUUGUGUAUGCUCUCAAGAGGCAAGGUCGCACUCUUUACGGCUUUGGAGGUUAGGGAUUUUAGGAUCUAGGGCUUGGAUAUUGGAGAUUAAAUGAUUUCGGUGGUAUGAACGUGGAAACUGGUUCUGAUUCUGGAGAAAAACUGUAUAUUAUUGCUGAUUAUGUUAGCCUUGAACAUUGAUUCCGAUCAGCAGCGAGCUAAUCGUAUCUCUCGUUUGAUGGAUUAUUCUGUAACUGGAAAUCUUCUUUUGUCUAAUUAGAAACUGUUUGCUUCAGACUCUAAGCUUA
Molecule: messenger RNA, 609 nt
Organism: Cucurbita pepo subsp. pepo (vegetable marrow)
Lineage: Eukaryota; Viridiplantae; Streptophyta; Magnoliopsida; Cucurbitales; Cucurbitaceae
Product: histone H4
Cellular component (GO): nucleosome
Molecular function (GO): DNA binding; protein heterodimerization activity; structural constituent of chromatin
Source: RefSeq, a predicted model, not a curated record